GCAAACCUGGAUUAGCCACACGGCAAAAUGUUUUCACGUUUUGAACUCUGGAGUUUUUUUGCGUUGAUAUUCUUGAUUAUUAGCGGGGUUGUUUCUUACUAUACGUCGCGAAGAUGUUACGGAACCGGUGACUGCCAUUUGUUCACCAAAAACCAGGAUGGUGGUUUCGAAGAUGCGCAGCACCAGUGGCUAGUGGAAUGCAAUGAUGGAGAAGGAGCGGUUGCUAUCCGGGACGAUGACACCCAUUUUGAAGGCAUUUCCGGCGUAUGGUGCUCUUUCCUGUUCCCAUUGAAGGAAUCGACACGAGGAUCGUAUCCAUACUACCCUUCCUGUGUCACUCGCAACCUAUCUGCCGGAGAAUACCAUUGCCGGAAUGCGGAACAGCUGGAUGAUGCUAACACCACUCAUGAUCAGCUUUUUGUAACCGGAGUUUAUAAGGAGCCCGAUGAUCAACGUGUCUUCAUACCAUCUACCAUGAAAUGCUGUGAGACACCGAAAGGCUACCAGAUUGAUCACACUCGCUGCUAUUACAAGAAGACCUUUGACAGGUUUGGAGAACACUAUACCGGAGAGUGGUUGGUAAAAUGCGACACACACCAUGUCGUCACCGGGAUUGGAAAGGAUGUGAAUCCUUGGGAUAAUAAAGAGCAUUUCACAUGGAUUCAGUGCUGCCCGUUCACUUACGUGAGUGCCCCGGUUGCCACCUAUUCGUCAGUUUCCGGAUCGGUAAAUCCUAAUGCGGCGUUGGUCGAGCAGCUUACUGCAGUGGCCGGUUUAACCAAUCUAAACGACCCGAAAUACAUGACUUUCCUGUCGUCGGAUCUGCUCAACUACAACAUGCCAACUGGUCUUGAAGCGGACACAACGGCAGCCAAAGAUCGCGACACAUCGCCGCUGAUCGGUAUGGCCCGUGUUGACAUCCCAUCGGAAGCCAUUCCCCAACGUUACCGCAACAGUCCGGUAUUUGACCCGGCUUACAUCCAGAGCCGCAGUGGAGUCGAUUCGGACAAGAUGGGGUACAAAUACUCUACGGGUACACUUCUAGCGGAAUUACUACGGAAGCAGCAGUUUGACCCCGACCAGAAGGUGACUCCGUUGGGCUACUUAAACCCAUCAAUGGUCGGAGUUCCAAGUUCAACAAGUGCGCACACUGGCUACGGGGGAUUUCCGGCGGAUUAUUAUUUAGGAUUGAAUCAGUAUCCGAAUAUGCUAAAGCAAAUGCAACAGCUAGCUUGGAUGAAUUUAACCGGACAGAAUUUUUCUCCCCCCACCACGACGCCGGAACCGAUUCAACAUAGCCAGGAGAUAUCGGCCAUCCAGCAUGCGGCUAAUGUGGCGGCGUACAAUCAGUUUUUGUCCACGUUCAACCAGCUGCUCCAUACAUACCGCGACCAAAAACUGAAAGCCGAAACAGAGCGCAAUAAUAACGAGCAAAGAACAUCCGUGACAUUUCCCGGAAACCAAAGGUCGACCUCCGCGACAAAAUCCGAUAUUAUGCCACCGGUAGCGGAACUCCGUACUCUGACCGCAAUAAAUCCCAACAUUAAUCCACUCACAACCGGAAUCGAAGACGGCAUUCAGCAAAGUCACCCAAUAUCCGCACGCCAUCAUUAUGUACCGUUUCCGCUGCCUUCCGGCUUGCAGAACUACCUGUUGCUGGCCUCAAGAAAUCCAACUGCCGCCUUAUCACAAAUAUACGCGGACGAGCAGCUUCCUAUUCCGACCAGUGACGCAGUGGAUCCCUCCCAAUAUGUACAACAAUAUUUCCCGACAACACCGGCGCCGAAGACCACCUCAUGGAAAAAUUUAUCAGGAUUGGAGCAGCUAUUUUUUAGCAAACCAAACAGUGGCAAUGGGUUUGCGCAGAAGCCGGUAGGACCGGAUUUUUCCCGACCCAUAACACUGGACGCGCAGUUGGCCAACAAAUGGUUGGAAGCGCUGUUAUUCAAACAGACUCCCGGAAGCGGAGUUGGCGGGCAUCUGCAACUGGCACCGGCGCCCUUGGUGACAGUGCCGCACUACGAAGGCUCGUUGGUUUACCAGAUGCCGGUAUCGACCGUGGCUCAGUUUGCAACCUCCACCACAGCCAGUCUUAAUGGUACCUACCUCUCCAAAGGUGAAACGACUUCGACUUAUCCAACUAUUUCCAAUACGACAAGUGUCGCAGCUUGAAGUCAGUCACUAGCGAAGCGUUAGGGUAUCACUGCCCAUUCCAGCCCGUUCCAGGCGCAUUGGUAUCUGUAGUUGUAGAUAGUGCUCAUUGCUCAAGACGGUUGCAGCACAUACUACUCAAGACGCUCGAGUGCUUAUUUGGAUUUAUUAAUCCAAAGGACUAUAGAAUUCCAGUUUAUUCCAGAGGCUGCUGGCAUGUCAUGGCUGCCAUAGUAUUUGUUCCUCCGUGUUGUAUCUGCAAGCGCGACUACAGUACUCGUGCAUUACUUGUGCUUGGCGGCAUUAAUA
Molecule: messenger RNA, 2460 nt
Organism: Paramacrobiotus metropolitanus
Lineage: Eukaryota; Metazoa; Tardigrada; Eutardigrada; Parachela; Macrobiotidae
Exons: 13
Coding region: 28-2172 (714 amino acids)
Source: RefSeq, a predicted model, not a curated record